This is a messenger RNA of Amoebophrya sp. A25, 1144 nucleotides long. The record is from the annotation of a GenBank genome assembly. Lineage: Eukaryota; Dinophyceae; Syndiniales; Amoebophryaceae.
CCGCAAGGCCGCUUCACCUGGUUGGGCCUCGCCGCGAGCCCACAAGUUUGCCGUGGGCUCUGUGAGGUGGACCUCAGUUGCGAGGCGUAUCAGUACUUUGACCAAGGCUUUCCAAAUAAGAACUGGGCUGCUUCGUGCUACGCCAUCACUGACGCAAUGGCGCGAUCGAGUCAGAAGUUGCCGGUGGCUGAACAGAACAGCACUGCCGGUGCCACCCAGCUGCUGCAAAGCGCUCGAACCCAGGCCUUCCUCGGUGACUGUACCGGCGACUUCGCCCGCCCAGAGAACCGGGUUUACCAGAAGGGAGCCUGCGCUCGGGGAGAGGAUGUGUGCAAGCAGGUAACGAACAUGCUGGAUACUGCGCGCGUGCUGAAGAAUAGCGUACUCACGUGGGGCGGCGCUGCGAGUGGCAAGCCGUUUGUUGAGUCGCAGCGCGCGUUCCCCAGCAAAGAUGUCUGCGACGAGACUGCGAACAGCUUCGUGAGCUGCUGGGAGAGGGACCAAAGCAAAUCGUUGUUCGCAGACGACAGUGGAAGUCCGAAGAAGUUCUUCGCAGCUACCGCGUCUCCGGGCACGCCGUCGAACACUUUGACGCACACUUCGGCACGCUUGGGCACGUACUACGAACUGUUCCAGGUCGGAAAGACGUGCGCUACCUCUGGCGGGCAAGACUUCUACCACUGGCAGCUCACUGCACGCACCGCGCAGGCUUGCUUCGACGCUUGCGACCAGUACGCAGAAUGCCAAGGCAUCACGAUGCAGCGCUACACCUGUGACAGUGGCUACACGCCGGGCGACGCUUCUACAUGCAAGCAGGGUGGCAGCACUGUGAGCUGCGAUCUUUGCGCGAAAGGAAACGCCGUCAACUGCAAGCUACUAUUCCCAGAGAAGUGUCCAACAUCUGCGCCUCUGGCUGGGGCCGUGGAUCGCUGCGCACCAGCAGCGAACACGGUGUAUGGCAGUGGAGUAUCGAUAGCAGGAGGCCAGUCGGCAAGCGACAACUCGCAUUGCUGGCGGCGACAGGUACUGGGUGACCUGACGUCGAGCGACGAAAAGGAGCGCUCGUUGGCGCGCAGCUUCUUCCCCUUUGCAAAGCUGGAUAGUGCCGCCACGGCAGCAGGUGUUUCGUUUGUGCGCUCUUCCA